Molecule: messenger RNA, 975 nt
Organism: Aureobasidium pullulans EXF-150
Lineage: Eukaryota; Fungi; Ascomycota; Dothideomycetes; Dothideales; Saccotheciaceae
Exons: 1
Coding region: 1-975 (324 amino acids)
Source: RefSeq, a predicted model, not a curated record
AUGAAGAUGCUGCGUCUACUGUACAGGCCUUCAUACCAUCUCCGUCCGCGCUACUCGAACUCGAUCGUCUCAUCUCUCUGGCUUCUUGGUCAAUCUCGCUAUCCCACACGUGCCGCCUCCGAAGAAGCGCCUACACAUCAACAUGUCACCCACAUGGCCGAGGACAAAGCUCGCGACAAGGCUUCCGAGGCUGGGGCUCACGAGAACUUACGCGCUUACCAGAGGGAUUACCAAAAAGAAUACAGAGAUCGUAAUCGCGAAAAGAUCAGAGCUGCACAAAGGCUCUAUAGAGAGCAAAACAAGGACAAAAUAGAGAGAUGGUAUCAAGAGCACAAGGAAGAAGCGAAGGCUUACAGAGACCAAAACAAGGACAAGAUGAAGGCCUACACAGCCAGAUAUCAUCAACAGCACAAACAACGCGUGGCUGAGCUUGUGAGACAAUGGAACAAGAAGAAUCCAAGCCGGCGAUAUGAAUACGGUAGACAAUUGUCUCUGGAGAAUCGAGAACUCUACCUCCAAAAGAUGGCCGAGUACAGACUCAAAUGCUCGAAUCUAGGUCUUUUUGACCGGUAUAACGCUGCUAAGAGAGAGAAGUACAACAGCGACAAACAAUACAGAAUGGCUCGUCGACUGCAUACAUGGCUCACGCAGUCUGAAGAGGCUCGUCAACUAUCCUGGCCCACACAUCAACCUAUACUGUAUGACACGAGACAAUCACAUCACUGCUCUGGUUGCGGUCAUGGCAGGUACAUCAAGCUUUGGUGGAGAAAGUUGAGUGAAAACAGGAACCCAACAGGAGAAUUCAACUGCCAUUCAUGCUUCACAAGCGACUGGUCUAGAGCUCUGCCGAUUGGACAUGGAAACAUGUUUGUCAACGACAGACCCCGUCACCGCUCGCUCAAGAAGGCUCCCGACGACAAUAUCGAGGACAAGACUGAGACUGAACCAAGCGAAAAGCCCGAUCAACCGACCUGA